AAAUGAUAGCUCUGGACUUUUUCCUGUUAGCUGUAGUGACAGCAGCGUUUGGGGAGACACCCAGAGCAGGAGACGAUUGUCAAGUUACGCCAGUGAUUCAUGUACUACAGUAUCCUGGCUGCGUUCCCAAACCCAUCCCGUCAUUUGCGUGUAUUGGACGUUGCGCCAGCUAUCUUCAGGUAUCUGGUAGUAAAAUUUGGCAGAUGGAACGGUCAUGCAUGUGUUGCCAGGAGUCAGGGGAACGUGAAGCCGCCGUAUCCCUGUUCUGCCCAAAAGCAAAGCCUGGCGAACGCAAGUUCCGAAAGGUCUCUACGAAGGCACCUCUAGAAUGCAUGUGUCGCCCGUGCACUGGCGUCGAAGAGAGCUCAAUUGUGCCGCAAGAAAUUGCUGGAUAUACUGAUGAGGGUCCUCUGUCAGCCCACUUCCGUAAGUCUCAAUAGA
Molecule: messenger RNA, 441 nt
Organism: Phlebotomus argentipes
Lineage: Eukaryota; Metazoa; Arthropoda; Insecta; Diptera; Psychodidae
Gene: Burs
Product: bursicon
Exons: 2
Coding region: 3-440 (145 amino acids)
Biological process (GO): animal organ morphogenesis
Molecular function (GO): receptor ligand activity; BMP binding
Source: RefSeq, a predicted model, not a curated record